AUGUCGAGCAUCAUCGAAGACGGCUUCUCCUCCGACCGCCUCUUCAACCAGGGCUACUCCUACACUUACGACGACGUCAUCUUCCUCCCUCACUACAUCGACUUCGCCACCGACGACGUCCACCUUGCCACCAGCCUCAGCCGCCGCAUCCCCCUCUCCAUCCCCUGCGUCUCCCCCAUGGACACCGUCAUCGAGUCCCACAUGGCCGUCUCCAUGGCCGCCCUCGGCGGCAUCGGCGUCAUCCACUCCAACGCCGCCACCUCCGACCAGGCCGCCAUGGUCAGAUCCAUCAAGGCCCGCCGCGUCCCCCUCCUCUCCAACCCCGUCUUCAAGUCCCCCCACGACCGCAUCGAAAACGACGACGUCUUCGACCACGGCGCCAAUCCCUACGUCCUCGUCACCGCCUCCGGCGCCGCCAACUCCAAUCUCCUCGGCUAUGUGGCGAGCGGCGAUUGGGCGAACCUCGCGGACAAGGAGGUCAAGAUUCAAGGCUACAUGGUCAGCCGAACCGACCUGGUUCUUCCCUGGAGCUCCGAUUUAGUCAAAAUAGCUGAUCUCAUGGCGGAGAAGGCGGCGAGGGAGGGGGAUAAGGAGAGGCUGGAGGAGUUGGUGAAGGCUGGGAUUGAUGUAGUGGCGUUGGAUAGCUCACAAGGGAACUCCAAGUAUCAAAUUGAUAUGAUCAAGUACAUUAAGGGAAAGUACUCUGAUUUGGAUGUGGUUGGUGGCAAUGUGGUGACUGUGAGCCAGGCCCAGAAUUUGAUUCAGGCCGGCGUCGAUGGGUUGAGGGUUGGGAUGGGAUCUGGCUCCAUUUGUACUACUCAAGAGGCCUGCGCCGUUGGAAGGCUUGCAACUGCGGUGUGCAAGGUUGCGUCUGUUGCUUCACAGAGUGGUGUGCCUAUCAUUGCUGAUAGUGGGAUUUCAAAUUCUGGACACAUUGUUAAGGCUUUGACACUGGGGGCUUCGACUGUCAUGAUGGGGAGCUUCUUAGCAGGAAGCACUGAGGCUCCUGGGGCUUUUGAGUAUCAGAAUGGUCGCCGGAUCAAAAAAUACCGAGGCAUGGGCUCUCUUGAAGCGAUGACAAAAAGUGACCAGAGGUAUCUGGGAGAUACUUCGAAGCUGAAGAUUGCACAGGGUGUGGUUGGUGCAGUUGUGGACAAAGGUUCUUUAUUGAAGUUUGUACCAUAUACAAUGCAAGCAAUGAAACAAGGUUUCCAUGAUCUUGGCGCUUCUUCUCUGCAGUCCCCUCAUGACCUCUUAAGAUCAGGGGUCUUAAGGCUAGAGGUGAGAACAGGAGCUGCACAAGUGGAAGGUGGAGUUCAUGGGUUGGUUUCUUACGAGAAGAAAUCAUUUUGAUGGCUGUCUCUCUUGAGCCUUUAUUAUUGAUGCUAACAUGAUUCGAUUCUGCAACCUAAACCUUUGGCGUGAGGAACAAGGAUCAAACCUGCCAAACUGGUAGAACUUUUGCAAGAGCCUCUGGCUUCCUAUUGAUCCGGAGGGGCUUUCACCGACUUGUGUUUGUUUGACUCUGCACCAAGUGGGAUGUAGAAUUAGUGUGAUUUCCCUAACUGACAUUCAGGGUCUAAUUUAUGCUUGGUGGAGUUGAACAACUGUUUAUUAGAAAUUACAGUAUCGAGUUAUGAACGAUACUAAUGUACGAUUACGUCGAUAAACAUCUGGUAUAAGGGUUUCUUGGCUGAGGGUUUGCUAUUUGCUAGGGGUUUUUGAUCUAUGUACCUGUUUUCAGUGUUUACUUCUUAGGUUUUU
This is a messenger RNA of Argentina anserina (silverweed cinquefoil), 1764 nucleotides long. Its product is annotated as inosine-5'-monophosphate dehydrogenase 2. The record is from RefSeq and is a predicted model, not a curated record. Gene Ontology annotation, biological process: GTP biosynthetic process. Gene Ontology annotation, cellular component: cytoplasm. Gene Ontology annotation, molecular function: IMP dehydrogenase activity. NCBI's taxonomy places the organism in Eukaryota, Viridiplantae, Streptophyta, Magnoliopsida, Rosales, Rosaceae.